CUUCCACAUAAGAACGAACCGAGUAGCUUGAGGGCUUGACAUUCUGCAAUGUCCUGCUAAAUGGACUGCGCGUACCGUCAACUGCUCGAAACCAACACGAGGGUAAUCCUGCUUGAAAGCGAACUGAGAGAAGAUGCGAAGAAACAUCGACCCAAUAAGCAUCAUAUCUCAAAAAAAAACCAUCUCGUAAACCACCACCUCUGUUUUUUCGGACGACGAUGGAAAAAGUAGAGCAGAAGAAGCAUCGACCCAAUAAGUCAGAGUUCCACGGUUUGAAUGCCGUAGAGAUGAUCAGGUUCAACUACAAGAGUGAUGGUGCAAGUUUCCUCUGUCAUAGCCUUUACAUGUUCCCCUGCUUGAAAGAGUUAAAUCUAAUCAACUUGAACAUCAAAGUGAUCCCAGAUGAUGUAUGCUCCUUGCAAUCCCUAGAGAAGCUGGACUGGAGCGGCAACGGACUUUACCAGAGACCAUGAAUCAACUUCCCAGGCUGAAACACGUUAGCCUUUGUAACUGCAGCAGACUUAAAGCACUUCCGGAACUAGUUGGGUUGGAGACUAUCAAACUCUCUGGCUGUAUGAGUCUCCAAUCAUUGUUGGAAACUUCUCUUGUUGAACUAGGUUUGGGCAGAUAGAUAACAAGGGCUUGAGCUUUUGGUUGACGGCUGCAAGAACAUUCAGACAAUAUCAGACCAGAUUAGACAUCUUACCAAACUAUCUUAUCUAGAUCUUAGUAGCCAUGAGUUUGAGACAUUGCCUUCAAGUAUCAGAGAAAUUUCUUCUUUGGGAACUCUCUGCAUUAAUAAGUGCAAGAAACUCAAAUCGGUACAAGGAGUUCCAUUGUCCCUCAACUAUCUCUACGCACAUGGCUGUGAAUGUUUCCCUUCCUUUGGAUCAUUCUAUAAAGCACCUUGAUCUUAGCCAUUGCUUCUGUUUAAAUCAAGAUGAGCAUCUGAUCACUCAGUUUCUUAGCGAGGGACAAAACGAAGAGGAGUCAAUGCGAUUCGCUUGCUUUCCUGGAACCGAGGUGCCAAGUUACUUUGGUGAUCAAGAGACUAGGACGUCCAUAACACUUGAAGUUUUGCCAUCCCCCAAAGUUAUGGCUUUUGAUGGGUGUGUCUUGCUUGCUUGCUUGAGUCCCUUUCAUCUGCAGUUCUCGCCAUUUUCGUAUAACUGGUGUUGGGAAGUUGACUGGAUCUUUCGGUUGGAACUUAGACCUGAUUUCUUUCAUUCUCAUGAUGAGAGUAGUUUUCAUACUUUCCAAGAAGAAGCUGUUGAAUCAGAUCACCUGGUCAUCUUGAGGGCGUCAAAGACACUAGGAGAAGACAUCGACAGUUUCCGCUUCAAAUCCGAUCUGCUAUUCUCAGAGGAGUUUAAGUGUCUCCCUGCAGAGAUAAAAUCAUGUGGAGCUCGCUUGAUUCUGGAAGAUGAACAAGCAGACCUGGAGAAUAAGACUUGUCAGAUCCCUUCUUCUUUUUGA
Molecule: messenger RNA, 1476 nt
Organism: Raphanus sativus (radish)
Lineage: Eukaryota; Viridiplantae; Streptophyta; Magnoliopsida; Brassicales; Brassicaceae
Exons: 2
Coding region: 736-1476 (246 amino acids)
Source: RefSeq, a predicted model, not a curated record